UUGAGCAACUCAGUCCAACAGUGCUAGCGAAACUGUUGAGAGGGUCGAACUGCCAGACUCUUAAUAGGUGCCUUUCACUUAGACUCGUCAAUUUUGUUCAACACGUAUUUGCGGUGUGAGGCUCUGUGUGUGACAAGCAUGUGAGAAUCGACGGGAAGUUUCCGAUGUUUAUUUUGAAACAUAGCCAUGAUGGCAUCCUGCCCUGGCUCAGUGUAUCCAUGUCGUUGACGAAACUCAAUUUGUGAUUGUCAUGCAAAAAUUGGAGUUCACGAACCCCGUGACCAAGCCCUUCCAGACUUGAAAUUACAACGUGGGAGCCCGCUCGUUUGAACAUCGAGUCAUUCUAAUUCGACACUACGUUAUUAACACAGUCCGUCGUCUACUCCUCGUACCUCUGCUACCUAGACCACCACCAUUAUCACCACUAUGAUUCAUGAGUCUCCAAACGUAGGAUUGAACCUAAACCACAAGAUGGUGGCCAGACAAAGGGGCCAAUCUGUGGGCGAUCCUUUACUUUCUUACACCUCUUCAGAAGACCUUUUUGCCGAUCUCACUGCCUCGACAUCAUCAACCUCAUCUUCAUCCCUCUCGUUGUCUUCGUCUAUUUCUAUGAUGGCUUUCGAUAGCAUGGUUGUGGUUUCGCCUCCUUCACCUCCUUGGUCAGACAUCAUGGAUCUUACCCCUAAUGAGGAAGACAUCGUUAACGCAGUUAUGACAGACGAUCUCAAGCACAGCGAUGUCAUUGAUGACGAUUCCGAGGCCACAUCAGCAUCUUCCUCGUCUAUGGAGAUCGAAAUGGACUCAUUAUCUCUUCCUGAGGAUCUUACUUGCAAUCUGGUCAAGUUCUUGGAUGUUUACGAAGACGCUUUGAGAUCUAAUGAAUCCCAUUUAUCUUAUUCUCCCAAAUCAAUGAGCUCGUCAACGGACAACAAUGAUGAGGGAGCCAGUUUGUCUGACCUCGAUGACGAGGACAGCACCCAUUGCAAGAACCCAGUCACGAUCCUGGUAGAAGACGAAGACGAAGAGGAGGCCAAUGUGCAUCUCUCAUUAGAGAGCAAGUUGUUGAAUGGCAACGAGCUCAAACCGAGCCAUGAAACGCGACCAGCUCCUCAUCACCAUCAAGUGGGUCACUGCAGUGUGUGCAAGCUAGUUUUCACGUCCCCCAAAUUACUGGCCGCUCAUUUUGAGACGUAUGUGAAACAGCGUUUGACGUGCUGUCAGUGCGGUAUGAAGUUCAGCUCCAACUCCAGAUUAAUUUCACACCACCGUCGCCAUAGCCGCGAGAAGCCGUUCAAAUGUCAGAGUUGUGGGAAAUUCUACACACAUCGGGCCACUUUGGUGAAGCACCAGUUGCACUAUUGUCCGACCUUAAGGGCAAAAUGCGAGGAUCUCUCCCCCAGCCAUGUAUGGAGGAGCGAACCACCCACCGAACCACAGCUUCCGCUGUCAGAAUCAUCACCCCCCAACUCAACCGAUGAGAUGCGCGUAUUCCAAGAGUCCUCCUCACCCACGGUAGCCGCCCAAACAGAUUCUGUCGUAUUAUUGCUACCUCAAUGCAGAGGCGUGGAAAGCGUCGCCAAUACCUCCACGAUCCACAGCAACAACAGCAGUGUUCACAACAACAAUAACAACAACAACAACAACAACAACAACAACAACAACAACAACAACAACAACAACAACAACAACAACGUUAACCCGCUUCCUUUCCCUCAAUCGAAACAGAGGCGGGCCGAUAUCAAAGUGGAGAACAUUCACGCCAACCACGAAACCAAGUGUCGCAUUUGUCAGAAAGAGUUCUAUGAUCCCCAGUCUCUCCACCACCACGUGACUUACAACUUGACCAACCGCUCUUGUUGUCUGUGUCACAAGGUGCUCGGAAACAAAUCCAAAUUGCUUACUCAUCACCGGUCCCACACGAAGGAGUCGCCUUACGAGUGUCAGGUGUGUGGCAAGCGAUUCAGUGAGAAUAGCACCCUUCGCAAGCAUGAGGCCACUCAUGGUGCUAAACAAUUCCAUUGCGAUGUUUGUGACAAGGCCUUUGCUCGGAAGGAUUACUUGAUCAAGCAUCGACAGCUGCAUCAGCAGACAUUCCGGUGCUCCGAAUGCUCGUUUGUUUGCCACUCCGAGAAUGAUAUCGCCAACCACGUGGACAUGCACAAGCACGCCAAGGUCAUGGGAAUGGGAUCUCUGACGGAAUCCGAUGUGAUUCCCGAGGAGGUGUUUUCACCUGAGUCCGUGUUCUCAAUUGCGUUACCGGAUUCGGGUCUAUGAAAAGCCAAGCUCACUCGAUGUUUUGGAUUAUGAUACUGAUAUUUGCUAUCACUAGAUGUAAUUUGAAAUACUGUAGCUAUUGUUCUACUACCACUACUACUACUACCACCACCACCAUAACAACAACAAUCGCCAAAAGAACAAAACUCCAAAACCAGGGUAACCCAAUGCCCCUUCAAAUCAAGAUUAAACGCUUUUUUAGCUUGUGAUUAAUGUGCUACUUACAAUAACAACAACAUGCGAAAUACAAUUAUUACUCAAA
Messenger RNA from Tigriopus californicus, 2536 nucleotides. Its product is annotated as oocyte zinc finger protein XlCOF22-like. The record is from RefSeq and is a predicted model, not a curated record. Gene Ontology annotation, biological process: regulation of transcription by RNA polymerase II. The transcript is spliced from 2 exons. Bases 427 to 2274 code for a protein of 615 amino acids. Gene Ontology annotation, molecular function: RNA polymerase II cis-regulatory region sequence-specific DNA binding; DNA-binding transcription factor activity. Lineage: Eukaryota; Metazoa; Arthropoda; Copepoda; Harpacticoida; Harpacticidae.